This is a messenger RNA of Olea europaea var. sylvestris, 2046 nucleotides long. Its product is annotated as LRR receptor-like serine/threonine-protein kinase FEI 1. The record is from RefSeq and is a predicted model, not a curated record. Lineage: Eukaryota; Viridiplantae; Streptophyta; Magnoliopsida; Lamiales; Oleaceae. The transcript is spliced from 10 exons. Gene Ontology annotation, biological process: protein phosphorylation. The coding region runs from base 219 to 1874 and encodes 551 amino acids. Gene Ontology annotation, molecular function: ATP binding; protein kinase activity.
GAUUUUUCAUCUAUACUGUGAACGACAACAUCACCCAUUUUUCGGCCCACUCCCACGACUCCGUCAUUCUGUUCAUCAUGGCAUUCUCUUUUCACCUCUUCCUUUCAUUCAAACUCUCUAUAACCCCCACAGUAUUUUCAGGAAAGUAAAAGAAGUAGAAAAUAAAUAAAGGAAAACUACAGGAGAAACUGUGAAGAAACACCCAUUUGAAUCAAGAAAUGGAAAUGGGAAUGGGUGUUUGGAUUUUGUUAUUUUCAGUUGUUACCCUUAUAAGCAAGUUGUCUCUUGCUCUCACUCCAGAUGGAGUGGCAUUGUUGGAACUGAAGAGCAGUUUGAAUGACAGUAAGAACUUGUUGAGUAACUGGAUAGAUUCUGAUGCAUCUCCAUGUCACUGGACUGGUAUUUCUUGCAGUCCCCGGGACCAAAGGGUUAUAUCUAUAAACUUGCCUUACAUGGAACUUGGAUUGAUUUAUCUAUCAAUGAAUAUGGGAUUGUUGUUACCUAGGGAUUUGUCAAGCAAUUCACUUAAGGGUGCUAUACCUUCCUCUCUCGGUCGUCUAAAACGUCUAAGAUAUUUAAAUUUGUCUACAAAUUUCUUGUCGGGUGAAGUUCCAGAUUUCGGAACACUAAGCACAUUUGGCAGAAAGUCGUUCAUUGGUAAUUUAGAUCUUUGUGGUCAACAAGUAAGCAAGCCCUGUCGAACUUCACUAGGAUUUCCUGCUGUGUUGCCUCAUGCUGGAAGUGAUCAAGCUGCAGUACCCUCUAAGAGGUCAUCCCGUUAUAUCAAAGGAGCAGUAAUUGGUGCAAUGUCCGCAUUGGGUUUUGCAUUUAUUUUGCUCCUUGGUUUUCUGUGGUUAAGGUUGCUGACCAAGAAAGAAAGGGCUGCAAAAAGAUACACAGAAGUUAAGAAACAAGUUCAUCAACAACCAAGUGCCAAGCUCAUCACAUUUCAUGGUGAUCUUCCCUAUCCUUCUUGUGAACUGGUAGAAAAGAUUGAAUCUCUUAACGAGGAGGAUGUUGUUGGGGCUGGAGGAUUUGGUACUGUAUAUAGAAUGGUUAUGAAUGAUUGUGGGACAUUUGCUGUUAAGAAGAUUGACCGGACUCGUGAAGGUUGUGAUGAAACCUUUGAGAGAGAGUUGGAGAUCUUGGGUAGCAUCAAGCACAUAAAUCUUGUCAAUCUUAGAGGAUACUGCAGACUUCCCACGGCCAAGCUUCUUAUCUAUGAUUACUUAGCUAUGGGCAGCUUGGAUGAUUUAUUGCAUGAACGUGUAGAUGACCGGACCUUGAAUUGGAAUGCUCGUUUAAGAAUAGCCUUUGGUUCUGCUAAGGGAUUGGCAUACCUACAUCAUGACUGCUGUCCAAAGAUUAUUCAUCGCGAUAUAAAAUCUAGCAAUAUACUCCUUGAUGAGAACCUUGAGCCUCACGUUUCAGACUUUGGUCUUGCCAAACUAUUGGUUGAUGAGGAUGCUCACGUCACAACUGUAGUUGCUGGCACAUUUGGCUAUUUGGCUCCAGAAUACUUGCAGAGUGGAAGAGCAACUGAGAAGUCAGAUGUAUAUAGCUUUGGGGUUCUACUAUUAGAACUCGUAACUGGAAAGAGGCCUACUGAUCCAUCUUUUGUAAAACGAGGAUUAAAUGUCGUUGGUUGGAUUAAUACGUUACUGAAGGAGAAUUGGAUGGAGGAUGUUGUGGACAAAAAAUGUGGGAAUGCUGAUGCAGAGACUGUAGAAGCAAUCGUAGAAAUUGCAGCAAGAUGCACUGAUGCAAAUCCGGACAAUCGUCCUACAAUGCAUCAAGUACUUCAGUUUUUGGAGCUAGAGGUCAUGUCACCUUGCCCUAGUGACUUCUACGAGUCUCAUUCAGAUAAAUCUUGAAAUCGUGUUUUUUCCACUAAAUUGCAUCGUAAUAUCUGCCACCUUUUUGAUACUGUAGCCGUCUCUGGGAUAAUAUAUUUUACAUUCAUGGAAAUGGUGAAUGAGUGUAUUCUACUCUGCGAAUGGUGUAUAUAUCCCCGCCUUAUUUAUUUGAGGCAUUUUCAUCUGGGAA